Acytostelium subglobosum LB1 is the source of this 960-nucleotide messenger RNA. RefSeq lists its product as hypothetical. NCBI's taxonomy places the organism in Eukaryota, Evosea, Eumycetozoa, Acytosteliales, Acytosteliaceae. The coding region runs from base 1 to 960 and encodes 319 amino acids. The record is from RefSeq and is a predicted model, not a curated record. The transcript has 5 exons.
AUGGCAUUAAACUUAUUAUCAAGAUAUAUCGUUGAGGACUUGCCUCCAAAGUCCAACAACAUGAUAUGUGUAAAGAGCACUGAUACAGUUCCUUUUGUAUUUAAAUUAUUAGCAAACAGCAAUAUAUUGGCAGCUCCAGUAUUGAAUGAAGAUAACAGACCAAUUGGAUUGAUUGACUUUGUUGAUAUUGUAUGCUGUGUUGUACAGAUUAUCAAUCAUACUGGAUUGAUGGGUAAUGACUACCAUUCAUUCAUUGAGAGAGAGGAUCUUUUGGAGCAUACCUAUGCAUCCCAUAUUACAGACCUUUCACAGAGGAACCCUUUCAUCCCUGUUGUACAGGGAGCAUCCUUGUUGGAAGCCAUCACAGUGAUGGCUAAGAACCAGCUUCAUAGAGUACCAAUCGUAUCCAAUGAUAUGGAGUCUGGUUUGGGACCAAAGAUUAUAAACUUGGUCACUCAAUCUGCGAUCGUGCAGUUCUUGGCCAAGCAUAUGGAUGAUCUUGGCAUUUGGAGUAACAGAACUCUAAAGGAUCUUGGAUUUGUACAGAAGCCAGUGAUCUCUAUCAAUUUCCAUAAGAGAGCAUUGGAGGCAUUCCAGUUGAUGGCUGAAAAGAGAGUCAAUGGUAUUGCAGUUGUUGAUGACAGGAACCAACUGUUGGCCAACAUUAGUGCAAGGGAUCUAAGAGAGUUGUUGAAUGAGAAUAGGUUGUUCGAUGAUCUCUACAAGUCUGUCGGUGAGUUUGUGACCAAAGUUAGACAACAAGAUUAUCGUGGUGUGCAUCCUAGUAUCUGUUGUUCACAAGAGGAUACGAUGCGCAAGUUAAUAAUGAGUAUGGCCGCAGCUAAAGUACACAGAGUCUACAUGGUGGAUAGUGAUCGUCGACCCACCGGUGUCAUUUCCUUGCACGACAUUCUCCUAAGUCUUCUAGACCACGUCAACUCCGGAACAGGAUGCAACUAA